Molecule: messenger RNA, 825 nt
Organism: Diorhabda carinulata
Lineage: Eukaryota; Metazoa; Arthropoda; Insecta; Coleoptera; Chrysomelidae
Product: pupal cuticle protein G1A-like
Exons: 2
Coding region: 19-825 (268 amino acids)
Source: RefSeq, a predicted model, not a curated record
CAGACCUAUUUUACAAAAAUGUUCAAAUUGGUGGUGUUGUCUGCUCUAUUAGCUCUCGCUGUCGCUAAACCAAGCGGAGUGUGGGUGGAAAAUCCAGUAGUGGAAACUUACAGCGCACCAGUAGUAGCUGCAGUACCUUCCGCUGUAAGUCACACCUACAGAAAGGACGUCAUCAGUGAACCAGCAGUCGUUGCUUAUUCAGCACCAGUUGUUCAAAAGUAUGUAGCCACAGCUCCUGUUGUCGCCGCCCCCGUUGUUCAGAAAUACGUAGCUACUGCUCCGGUUGUUCAAAAAUAUGUCGCUGCACCUAUUGCCGUUCCUGCUGCACUUAGUCACAGUUAUAGAAGUGACAUCGUCAGUAAACCAGUUAUUGCAACUUACGCCGCUCCAUGGGCGUACGGACACGGAUGUUUCUGUCAGUCAGUUCUACUACUAACAACACAGACCUAUUUUACAAAAAUGUUCAAAUUGGUGGUGUUGUCUGCUCUUUUAGCUCUUACUGUCGCUAAACCAAGCGGAGUAUGGUUAGGGAAUCCAGUAGUGGAAACUUACAGCGCACCAGUAGUAGCUGCAGUACCUUCCGCUGUAAGUCACACCUACAGAAAGGACGUCAUCAGUGAACCAGCAGUCGUUGCUUAUUCAACACCAGUUGUUCAAAAGUAUGUAGCCACAGCUCCUGUUGUCGCCGCCCCCGUUGUUCAGAAAUACGUUGCUGCUCCAGUUGCCGUUCCUGCUGCGGUAAGUCACAGCUACAGGAGUGACAUAGUGAGCAAACCAGUUGUUGCUGCUUAUGCUGCUCCUUGGUCUUAUGGAUAUGGCUGGUGA